AUGGGAGAGUGGCUUGCUCCCUCUUCUGCAAAAGGUACGUUUUGUAGGGGCUUGUUUGUUUGAUUUUGCCUUCUCCCUCCCGUAUUAUAAAUGGAUUUCAGGUGGUGAUGCUCUCCUGUUCUCUUGGCAGCAAAACAAAGUUUAAUUAUUAUUAUUAUUAUUUGGGGGGUGGGACCCCAUAGAUGCCAGAAGUUUGAGGGCGGCCUGGAGUUAUAGCUUCUGACCUCCCUGGAUUGGAAGCUUUUGCUCCUUAAGAUCAGCCACGCAGGGCUGGUUGUAGCAAAGGCACUCUGCACGUGCCCAGAGGUCUUUUUGGUGACGGCUUCGCGGGGGUUUGCUUCAGUCGUGACUCUCUUUCAAGGCUUAGCCCUAGAGCAUGUGGAAAAGGAUGGUUGUGUCUCUAUGAGCAUGGGCAGAGUUCUUUUCACAGAGUGAGCUGUGCCUUCAUUCUCUAAUGAGAGAUGUAGGUUCAUGUAUUGUGAGACUGAGGUAGCCAGUACCUGAAUAUGAGUUUGGAAAGAUUUUAUGUUGGUUUGUGGGUCUGUGAUUAUUAUUUUUUUAAACUGGUUCUUUGGCAAUGUUCCUGAUUUGUUGUUGUCAGAGGUUUGUUGUGGUUUCUUAAAAAGCUUCCUUCUGAGCUGUUCUCCCGUCUUCAAGAUUUUCAUAUAGUUACUUCCUCUCUAAACUUUACCCUGUGUCUUGGGACUGUGAAGCGGAGUUUGCAUCCUGUUGGCUUUUGGAAAUAAGCUGAUGCCUCCUUGGAGAGCCACAGAGUGGUAUCAUGGAUAUGCCAGCUUGCUGUGGAGGGAAAUGCACUCUGCACAUGCUAAGGGGCACCCUCUACUAUCCUCCACACUGAUGCUGAAGAUAAUCUGCUUUCUUUCCCCAAGGCAGGUGGUGGUGGUGGUGGGGAGAGAAAUAGGAAAGCUUUAGGGUAUUUGAUACGAGACAAGCCUAAAGAAUCAGGCUUGAUUCCAUCGGUUCAUUUUAAGACUUCUGUGCUGCUUUACAUAACUCAGUCGCUCUCGCAAGUGGUGUACAAAUUCCAGAAUGAACGUAAGGACAUUUGAGACAGUCACCCUUGAAAAAUGAACAAGGAGAAAUUAAUUCAAACAUGGCAGUUAAUAAAAGUCACAUGAAAGAUGGAGCAAGCUUGUUUUCUGCUGCUCCAGGGGGUAGGACGUGAACAAUGGAUUCAAAUGACAGGAAAGGAGAUUCCAGCUAGAAGUUAGGAAGAACUUUCUGAUGGCAAGAGCUGUUUGACAGACUCUCUUGGAAGGUGGAGGGCUCUCUCCUACAUUGGAGGUUUCUAACCAGAGGUUGGAUGGCCAUCUGUUAGGGGAUUCUUUAGCCGUGAUUCCUGCAUUGCAGGGGGUUGGACUAGAUGACCCCGAGAGUCCCUUCCAUGUCUGCAAUUCCAUAAGAACAGAUGUUGUACUAGAUGGUCUAUUAGCCGGACCCAGCAGGCUCCUCUUAAGUUCCUAUAUGCUGCAACUGCAGCAUCCUGUGAGUGACAGGUAGCCAUCCAGCCAUAUUUCCAACUACUACUACUACUACUACUGUGGUUUAAAUCACUGAGCCUCUUGGGCUUGCCGAUCAGAAGGUUGGCUGUUUCAAUCCGCACAAUGGGGCGAGCUCCUGUUGGUCUGUCCCAGCUCCUGCCAACCUAGCAGUUUGAAAGCACACCACUGCAAGUAGAUAAAUAGGUACCGCUGCGAUGGGAAUGUAAAUGGUGUUUCCGUGCGCUCUGGCUUCUGUCACGGUGCCCCUUUGCGCCCGAAGCAGUUUAGUCAUGCUGGCCACAUGACCCAGAAAGCUGUCUGUGGAAAAACGCUGGCUCCCUCAGCCUGAAAGUGAGAUGAGCACCGCAACCCCAUAGUCGGCUUUGACUGGACUUAACCGUCCAGGGGUCCUUUACCUUUACUUUACUUUACUAUUAAUACUAUUUUUUUUAUUUAUAUGCCACCCUGGGAGGCUUCCAGCAAAAUAUAAAAACACCGUAAAGCAUCAAACAUUAAAAAAAAACCUUCCCUAUACAAGGCUGCCUUCAGGUGUCUUCUAAAAGCUAUAUAGUUAUUUAUAUCCUUGUCAUGGAGGGUGUUCCACAGGCGCCCCACCCACGUAGUCACCAGAGAAACUCCCAAUGCCAAGUAGCUUUUGCGGUUAGGAAUCUUUUCCUCAGGUUGAUCUGAAAUCUGCUUCCCGGCAAUUUCCGCCCACUGGGUCUCCUCCCGGCUUCUGGAUCAACAGAGAGCAGGUCUGCUCCACCUUUUGCACGACCCAGGUCUCUAGGUAGUUGAAGGCAAGCCUACCCUCAUCUCCUCUUCCCCUACCCCAGGCAAAUAUUUCAGCGUUUCCUCCCUUGUUGUUGUUUAGUCGUUUAGUCGUGUCCGACUCUUCGUGACCCCAUGGACCAGAGCACGCCAGGCACUUCUGUCUUCCUCCCUUAGGAUGGGGUUUUCCAGUUGCCUCUGCUACGGUUUGCCAUUUUAAAAUUCUGCCCUGCUGGAGAGUUCUGUUUAAACUGAAGGUUUGGCUCUUCCGGUGUUAAGAGAUAUUGACCUAUGAGAGAUAUUGGCCUUUCAUUUUAAUUUUUUAUUUUAUGGGCUGUGCACACAUUAGAUUAGCUGUUGCUUGAAGAUAAUCCUGGGGGUGCAAAUUUAGAGCACUGGGGUUCCCUUCUUGAGGAUUUCCAGUUUUGAAUCAAAAAGCAAGGCUGAGGUCAGGGCACCACUUUACACCAUUUUGUGGCUCCUCUGGUGAAUGGUUUUACUCUGUUGUGUGGGCAUAAGCUGAGGGCAGAAGAGCAGCCCUCACAGCAAAUCACACUUGGGAACAUUUGAGGUUAAUGCUUCUCUUCUGAUUUGAAUCUGGACCUCAUUUGCUUACUAAUGGGGGGGAAAUGUUUCCCUGCGAAAGACCUUUAGAAAUGGAAAUCUGGUUGCUUGGGCAACUGAGGUCCUUGUUCUCCACAGCUAAGUGGGUCCACUUUCCUGUGGGGUUCGCCCCCUGGUGAAUUUUUUGCAUUCUCCUUGAAUGAUCCUUAGGAAUAACCACCUCCAUGUUGCCUCCAAGGAUGGGGCUUUUUUAAAAACCACAUCCGCUGCUCCUAGAGGUCUUAAGACAAAAGAUUUAGAGUUGCCACACAAUUAUGAUUGGCGAUGUUUUUGACACUCUUCAUUUUACUUGUAAGGUUCAAUAUUUAUGUAUUUAUUUCAUAAAAAUUAUAUACUGCUUGAUUGUAAAAAUAACCCCAAAAAACUCGAAGUGGUUUACAAAAAACUGCCCAUAAAAUUAUCAAUAAGAAAAAUUUAACAAAUACAACACAAAACCUCCAAAAAGCUAAAAUAGCAAGAGGCCAAAAACAGAUUUAAACUAAACUUUUGUUUAGGCUUGUCUAAACAAAAACGUUCUUAGCUGGCGCUGAAAUGAGUACAGUUUCCUAUUGGAGAGGGAGCCAUACCAUCUGUUUUAGAAUCAGAGAAUUGUAGAACUGGAAAGGGGUCUGAGGGUCAUCUAGUCCAACCCCCUGCAAUGCAAGAAUCGCAGCUAAAGAAUCUCUGACAGACUGGUCAUCCAACCUCUGUUUGAAAACCUCCAAUGAGGGAGAGUCCACCACCUCCCGAGGGAGUCUGUUCCACUGUUGAAAAGCUCCUGCCACCAUAACAUUCUUCCUCAUGUUUAGUCAAAAUUUCGUUUCUUCUAAUUUGAAUCCAUUGGUUUGAGUUCUUCCCUCUGAAGUAGCAGAACGCAAACUCACUUCUUCUUCCAUGGGACAGCAGAUAUCUGAUGGCGGCUAUCAUAUCACCUGUCUUGCAUGAAGCAAGUCCCCAGGUUGAAUUCAGGCACUGCCAAUUGACAUAGGGUUGCCAUAUGUCCAGAAUUUCCCGGACAUAGCCGCAAACAGUGUCCAGGCAGAAAUCACUGAAAUCUCCAGGAAAAUAGCUCAAAAACUUCUUUUGCAAGAAAAACUUUGGCAAAAAAAAAGAAAAAAAGCUUUGCCCCCCUCAAAAGCUGUGUCUGGAUUUUCACUUUCUGAAACAUGACAACCUUAAAUUAAAGGGGUUGGAUAGCCAGUGAUGGGAAAUACCUUUUUGUACCUAGGAGAAAAUUUUGGACGAGAUGGGCCCAUAGCCUGGCUCUGUAUAAAGCAGUGUGAUAGAUAGUGUGGCAUUGUUUUGGCAUUGUCCAUAAAAACAAAGAGGAGAGAUUUGUUCUUAAAAUCUGCAUAUACUGCAUAUACUGAUGUACAUAGGCAAACUUAAACAGGACUAUAAUAAAUCUCAGGAGGGGAAGAAGUCUGGGGCCUGCCUGGCUGCUCAGUUUGCCAUCCAGGUGCUGCCACCUCUAUAUGGGCAAUGCCAGGGCUACCGCUCUCCACUUCUUGCGGUUCUUGGCCUUUAUUUUAAACCACUCUUGGACUGGGCGGGCCUUCAAAGAUGGGGCCGCCCCUGUAAAGUAGGUCAGCACUUCACUCUGUUUGCACGUUCAGCAAUAAUAAAACAAUUAAAAGACUGGCACAGUAGUAAAGGCAACAUUUAAAUGGAUCAAUACGUUCUUUAUUAGUAUUUUACCGCAGUAUUAUCAUAGGAGAAAAGUGGGGAGGGUUUGUUGGAAGAUUCAGGAAGGAUAAAAGAAAGCCCUUCCUCAUGCGAUACAAAGUUAAACUGUGGAACUCUCUUCCACAGGAGGCAUCGAUGGCCAACAACUUGGUUGGCUUUAAAAGAGAAUUGGACAAAUUUGUGGAGGAGGGAGCUGUCAGCGGCUGCUGGCCACAAUGGCUAUGCUCUGCCUCCACGAUCAGAGGCAGCAAUGCUUCUGAAGACCAGUUGCUGUUUGAAUCUUGUAAACUGCCUUGUGUAUAGCAAUGUAGAAAGUCGGCAUAGCACAAACUAAAAGUGAAGUGAAACCUGUGCCCUGUGACCUAAGGAGGUUAGGAUCUAAGCCAGGGGUUGCUAGCUUUUCAGGUAUGUUGGCAGCAUUGUAUUUUGGGUGUGGGUGCCCCCUCCUGUCACUUCUCUCCCCUAGAUUAACCUCUCCCUGAAAAACAGAAGGAUAGGAAAUGGACACACACACACACACACACUUGUCACUUUUCCAUGGGAUUUGGCCAGUAGCAUCCAGUAGCAUUGUCCAUGGAGUUUUCUUGGCAUGGAUACUGGAGUGGCUUGUCGGUUCCUGCUCCAGGUGGAUCAUAUUUGGUCAAAACUCUCCACUGUGACCUGUCCAUCUUGGGUGGCCCCGCACGGCAAAGCUCAUAGCUUCUCUGAGUUAUUCAAGCCCCUUUGCCACAGCAAGGCAGUGAUCCAUGAAGGGGUCCAUUGACGGCACAAGGAGAAGGGGACGACAGAGGAUGAGAUGGUUGGACAGUGUUCUCGAAGCUACCGGCAUGAGUUUGACCAAACUGCGGGAGGCAGUGGAAGACAGGAGUGCCUGGCGUGCUCUGGUCCAUGGGGUCACGAAGAGUCGGACACGACUAAACAACUAAACAACAACAACAACAACAUCUAGUAGCAUUCAUCUGAGCCAUGAAAAGCCCAUAGAGCUGAAAGAGGAAGUGGGAAAGAGAGUCACUCUUCCCCACUUCCUCCUUCAGCUCUGGAUGCUUUUUAAAGGAAGGAAAAAGUAGCCCUUUCCACCAUCUCAUGACUCAGAGGCUUCAUGGAUGCUGGACUGGACUUCAAGGGUACCACUGCACCCACAGGCGCCAUGUUGAGACACAACUGAAAGAGGACGGGCAGGAGAUAAAGCAGGGUAAUAAGGGGCUGUGAUUCCUGUUGCGCAUCAGUGGCCUGUUCUCAGUUAAUGCAGCUCUUGCCGCUGCGGGUUUGAAUGGUGUGACCCUGGUGAUGCAAAAAGCCUCUUGGUUUCCUGCUCCUUUUUACUCUGGUAACAAUGCAAAUAGCCUCCAAAAACUGAGGAGUCGUAGCUCAUUGGUAGAGCAUUUGCUUUGCACGCAGAAGGUUGCUAGGUUCAAGCCCCAGCAUCUCCAGGUACGGUUGGAGGGGAGUCCUGCCUAACACCCUGGAGAGCUGCUGCCGGUCAGUGCAGACAGUAUUGAGCUAGAUGGACCAAUGGUCUGACUCAGCAUAAGGGCGCUUCCUAUGUUCUCCUGUAUGCUAUGCCUCCAGCCAAACCCAGACAGUUUUCUCAAGGUGUGCUUUCUUUGGGGGAGGGGGGCGUUGAGCCCUUGCAGUCUACCUGCUUUAUGACCCUCACAUUAGCCUCCUCUUGUGAGGAGGGGGGGUUAACAGGGCAAAGAUUUUAGUUGCAGGGCACAGAUCCCAAACGGCACACUCCAGCCGUCAUAAACAAGCAGGGUGAUGAACAUGGCGGUGGCAUUAUGCGUUGGUGUCGCAAGGGAGUAGGUGAAGAAUGCUUCAGCGAUCUGGGGCAAGGAGUGGUGAAUGCUGGAGUCUUCCUCCUCUGCCGUCCGUUAUCUGCAAGGCCUGGCUUCCAUUAAUCCUGCCAGUGUUUUGAUUUGAGAUUUUUCAGGCAUGAUGCAUCAGCGUUCAACGGCAAUUGCAGUGUCAGGGAGUAACUCUCUCUUACACAUGGAUCCGUUGUGUGUGAAGCAAUGGAGGGGCAGAGUUUCUGCCUGGCUGCUUAUCUUUCCGUUCUAAGCCAGCCUUGCAAAUUCUUGCCUUGUCACCUGUAGCGUUAGAAUCCUGCAAAGGAGGAAACAAGCUGGAAGAGAGCUAGUUUUAUUCCCUCCUUUUCUGGCCGGUGGUGUGCCACAAAUAACUAGCAUAGUUGCAUCUGGCCUCCUGGACUUGUGGGGCACCUCCCUUGCAAUCUAGAUUACGCCUACGUUAUCCAGGGUAUAAACAGGAAACAGUUGCUUGAUUCUAUCGAGCAGUGUUUUAACCUGGCACAACAACCCUGUGAGGUAGGCUAGGUUGGGAAAUUAUGACCACCCAGGACCAAUCAAGUCAUUUCUCGAACCUUGAUUUCCUGCAUCCAAGCACAAUACAGACGCAGCUAGCAUAUCAAGCUGCCACAAGUCAGGAGUGUAGGUAGCUCAAGGCAGUGAACCAAGCCCCACAAACAAUGAGUAAAAGCAGCCUAUGAGCCUGGAAACUAAAAAAAACACACCCUGAUGAUAAUUUUAUUUUAUUUAUCCACCCUUCCAGGGUGAGUCACAACAAUUUAUAAGAGCUGUUCAGCAGUGGAAUUGGACUCUUUUGAAAUGUGUCCUUCAGUGAAGGUUUUUAACCAGGUGUUGGAUGGCCUUCUGUCAGAUAUUCUUUAGCCGUGAGUCCUGCAUUGCAGGGGGUUGGACUAGAUGACCCUCAGGGUCCCUUCCGACUCUACAAUUCUGUGAUUCUAAGGCUUUCUCCUUCCUUAUCUCUGAAUUCCACUCACCAUCCUCUUUCAAUAUUUUUGUUCUUUCUUUUGACAUUCCUUGAGCCUAGGCUUCAAGAGUUAUUUACAUUCCGGCAGAAGUGAGAGUUUUAUUAUGUACUUUUCCUCCUCUUGCCUGGCACAUUUCUCUUCCCCCUCCCUCUGCCCCCCUUUUUUGUAUUGUAACACAGAUUUCUUGACCAUCCCUACCUCUUGCAGGAGAUGGGUGGGCUUGUUUGGUCAGACCUGCUGUUGGUUUCUUAAUUCUUUCCUUGUUGCGUUGAAUUUGUCUGGAAGGCUAAUGAAAGCUCAGGGACCAUUGCGUCUGAUCGUUGGUGAUCAACGUGUCCCAUUAGAAGAAUAGAAUUAUAGAUCUGGAAGGGACUCCAUUAGAUUUUCUCAAGCCCAGGCAGUGUGCGGCUCCGAUGAUUUGGGAUUUACAGUCCCUCUGAUAUACCAUAAACACACACACACACCAAGGGUAAUUCUUUCCCCCUGUGGCAAAUAUCUCAAUUACUCUCCAGGAUCAGAGGCAAUAUUUCUCCCAAGUUUCAGUUGCUGAGUUCCAGAAGCUUGCAGGCUCCUGAGAGGCACCUGGCUGGCCACUUUCUAAAAAGGGUGCCGGGCUGUGAUGGAGCUGGGCUUUGCUUAUCAUUUUAUGCCCCACUCCUGCCUUUGGGGCAUGCCUAGUUGUCAUUAUUAGGGCGAGCGCCAACCGUUUGAAACCAGUUCUGCUGUUGUGGUUUCCUUCCAAGACCCUCAAGGAUGAUACUCUUGCCGUGGUUCUCUUUUUACUGGAGGUCCUUAACCCAGCAGUUCCCAGCCACCGGUCUCAGAAAGAGUUGCCAAUGAGUUAAAGUCACGAGAAGCUGCUGGAUGCCCACCUUCAGGGGGGAGUCUGCCUGCUGCAUCUCCAUGUGAGUUGCUGAUCUCCCAAUCAGCCUUCGCUGGAUGGAUAAUUCUGUGUCUUUGUGCACCGGGAAUAUGUGGGUCAUUCAGUGACUCCUGAUUUGGCCUCCUCUGCCGUCACAGAAGACAGGGAGCAGGUGAAAGUUUGUGGCUGAGUGGUAGGACACAUGCUUUGUGUGCAGAAGGUUCCAGGUUCAAUCGCCAGCAGCAUCUCCAGGUAGGGAUGGGACAGACUCCUGCCUGAAGCCUUGGAAAGCUGUUGCCACUCAGAGUACUGAGCUAGAUUGACCCAAUGGCUUGACUUGCUGUGAAGUGGCUUCAGAUGACCCUAUGACUACUUAUCAGGUCUCUGUAUGAGUCACCACCCUGAGGAGUGUCCCUGUCCAAUCAGGAGGCAAGUCCAGGUUAGCAGCUUGGGUAGACACACAAUAAGUGUGACUUUCCCUUCUCUCCCAGGACUGGCAAUUCUUACUCUAAAAUGCAAAUCUUGAAGGGUGUCUCUUAAAUUUUCAUACAGAGACUAAAAUAGCAUUUCAGUGAUGAGAUAUUUUGAGGACAACUCUGGCCUGAAAGCAGCCGAAUGUCUCAAAGCGAUUUUGAAAAGCCUGGAAGUAGCAGGAAAGGCAUGGAAGGAAGUCUUGUUGGUUGGUUGGUUGGUUGGAUGGAGAAUUAAAAUAGCCCGUUAUCGUGUAUGGCUUUUGCUACAAAGGAAUGAUAGAAAUGUAAAGCGACUGACCAAGAAUCAUGAGUUCAGCUUGGAACAAUCUUAAAACUGUGUUCGCUUCUUGGCUGUUUUUGUUGUUGUUAAACUCCUGAUUGGAUUUUCUUUGCCUCAGCAUGAGCUUAACAGGCCCUUGCAAAUUUGUUAGGUCGGUGGACAAUCAUUACUUUAUCUAUUUUAAUAUGUUGCCAUCCUGCCCUUUCUGUAAGGACAGUGUGAUUCCAUCCCUUUCCUCUGUGAUCCGGUCAGCAACCCUGUGAGGAGUCCUCUAACAAGCUUUGUGGCCAGGGAUUUGAACCCAGGACUCCCUGGUCCUAGUUCAAUACUCUAUGCUGCACUGGCUCCACAUUUUAGAGGUUUUGCCCUCACAUUUUAGAAGCCUAGUUCUUUUCACAUGGGGUCCGUACCUGAUGCACACUUCUUGGGAAAUAAGCCCCCAUGAAACCCCAGAUGUUUGGGGACUGGCAAUUGUACACUUGUAGGAAAAUGCACUUUUUAGGUGUUCAGAGGCACACCUGCCUGUUCACACUCAUUCAGGACAGGCCCCCUCCCUAGUAAGAUCUCUGACUCGAUUUGCUUUGUGGGUGAUUUAAAUCCACUUAAAUCAUCCUAUGUAAAGCCCCACCCCACCCCAUCCAAGUUUAAGUGCAUGUGGGAAAAUGGAUCCGUGUACAAUCGAAAUGACUCCAGAAGUUUGUGAGUGUUUUACUAAUUUAAUAACACAAUAGCUAUUUUUGAGAUGGUUUAAGUUGAUAAAGAAGUGUUAGCCAAUCCAGUAUUGUUGUUCGGUUUUAGAUUUCCAUACAAAGAACAAAACAAUAAAUAAAUGCAAAGCUUAAAAAGCGCAUAACAUCAGCGGGCACCUCUAGACUGUAUUUUGCAGGAGGGAUUCAGCCGCUUCCCAGAUCUUUGCGAUUCCACAUUUAAAGUGUCCUAAGCCUGUGUACACACCACUAAUUCAAAGCAUGUUUGAAGCGCACAAUUUCCCCACAAAGAAUGAUAGGAACCAUAGUUCGUUACGGGUGCUGGAAUAGUCACUCUAUGAUGGGUGUGCAGUACAGGGCAAACAAAAAAAACUCUUGUACCCCCGCUUAGAAAACACAAGACAAGCGGAAAACCUCUCAGACCUGUGCAUUUUAGGCACGGCACAAGCAAGGUGUGGACGAGCUCUCAUGGCUUGCUUUUCCUUCCCCAAGCAAGGUUCCCCCUCCCCCAUUGCAGAGAGAGAUCCAGAGGGAUAUACUGGCUCUCCCUUCCUCUCUGCCUGCCAUUCCCUUCUCCAGGUGCCCAGCCUGGCAGCAUGGCUCCGCUUUGUUAUGUACACUUGCUGAGGUUCCCAUGGAAGCGCUUCCUCCAAAAGUGGUCAGAGUUGACUCCCUUUCCCCUCUCCUCAGUGCUGAGAUCACCCCUGCCUUCUGACCUCAUACUUCAUUAUUAAAAGAAAGGAUAACACACAAUUCUGGAAUGCAAAAUGAUUAACUAGGGUUUUUUUUGCUUUCUUAUCAGGCGCCCCUCCUCUCUUCCAGAACACCUUUUCUCUACAGAGCUGGUGCCGGGAGUCAGCAUGAUGGGGCCCCUGCCCACGGGCCACCCUCCAGCAGGGCACCCACUGAGGAGAGCCCUCCUGGACCUGCUUCCCCUCUCUGGCACUGCAAUCUGCUUGCUCAUGGGCUCUCUGCCUCGCUGUGUACAUCCCAAUCAUCUGAAGCAAAGCAUCCUGGGAACUGUAGUUUGUCCCUCACAGAUAAACCUUCACACCAUACAUUUAAGGUGUCACUUUGAACAGUCGUGGCUUUCCCCCAAAGAAUCUUGGGUGAUAUAGCUUGUUAAGGGUGCCAAGAGUCCCCUAGGAGACCCAUAUUCCCCUUACAGAGUUAUUGCUAAACCAUUCGUCUUCAUGAAUUUGUCUAGUCCUCUCUUAAAGCCAUCCAAGUUGGUGGUCAUCACUGUCUCCUGUGGGAGGGAGUUCCACAGUUUAACUAAAGAAGCCCUAUUCUGAUCUCCUGGGAGCAACAUGCCAAGCUUGCCUUAACUUGGAGCCCCCAAUGUGCUCCCAGUUGGACCCCUCUCAACACACACACGCACACUCACCAGUGGUUAGAUUAUUUGACUAGGACCUGGGAGACGAGGGUUCAAACCCGCACUCGGUCAUGAAGCUCACUGGGUGGUGACCAUGGGCCAAUCAUUGCCUCUCAGCCUAACCUACCUUCCAGGGUUGUUCUUGUUGUUGUGAGGAUUAAAUGAGAUGGGGAGAAUCAUGGACGUCACUCUGAGCUGGUCGGAGAAAGAGGUGGGAUAGAAAUACGACAAAAUAAUAAGAAGAAGAAGAAGAAGAAGAAGAAUAAUGGCAAGCUCACCUCUCCUUUCUUAAUUCUCAGAACCAGGGCCAGGAUUGUGGAGGAAGUGGAGAAACGAAGACGUGGAUUUUGAGAAGAGGGACUUGGAGGGGAAGUGGACUAUCAGGAGGGCAGUGGCUGAAGCAGGCCGAAGGAGGCCAACGGUGGGGCAGCCAAGAGCCGCUUUCUGCCCGUCUUCCUUCCUCCUUUAAGUUUCCUUACAGCCAAGAGAACCUGAAAUAAUAGUACCAAGAGGUUCUCUCCUCGAGAAGAUGUCUUCCCUGCUGGCUGCCAUGGUCCUCCUCCUCCAUAUCUGAACCGUGGGGCUCCCUGACCUUCUGGAGGAUUUAGUGCUGAUGGUGCAGGAGAUAAAGGGAUAGAAAAGGGCAGUUCCCACCAGCUGACUGUGGAAACAGGAAAGAAGCUGAGAUCAUCCUGCUUCCUUUUCUACCCUGAGCCAUCCCACGGGCAGCUGCCCACAACUUAUCCUUGUUCUCUGUGGAAGGCACUGGCGAGGAGAGCAGUACAGCAGGUGAGCAGAGAUGAAUUAUUUGGGCCCUAGAACAGGCUUCCUCCUGAAGCUGGGGGGUGGGGUGGGGUGGAGUUGGGUGGUUCAGGUCUCCUGGAAGAUGCAACUAUUGUAUCCAUCCAUGGCCACACCCACACUACAUUUAAAGUGGUCUCAUACCUCUUUAAAACAAGUCAUGGCUCCCCCACUAGCAAUUUCUGGGAGCUGUAGUUCGUUAAGUGUGCUGGGAAUUGUAGCUCUAGGCAUGUUCAUGCCCUACAUUUAAAGCAGUAUCAUAGCCCUUUGAAUAGUCAUGGCAUCCCCCAAAGAACUCUGGGAGCUGUAGUAUGUUAAGGUUGCUGAGAGUUGUGUGGAGACCCCUACUCCUCUCAAAGAGCUACAAUUUCCAGAGUUCCCUGGGAAAGAGGGGUUGAUUAUUAAACCACUCUAGGAAUUGUAGCUCUGGGAAGGGAAUGGAGGGAAGCCAUGAUGGUUUAAAGUGGUAUCAUAGCACUUUAAAUGUAUGGUUUAUAUGUGGUGCUUCAUUCAGAAAGGCUAACACUCUGCCCCAAGGAGUCUACACUUUUAAUUUUUUUGACUGUGGCGAAAAAAGGAGGGGGGGGGAGAGAAGAGGCAAGGGCAACGUUCCAUGGAGACAGGGGAGGUGUCAGUAUCGUAAGGGGGUGAGCAGUUGCCCAAGUGUUUAGACCAGCCCUUUCAAACGUGUUGCCUUCCAGCUGUUUUGGAUUACAACUCCCAUCACCCCCAGUCAGCAGGGCACCACGCUGGGGAAGGCUGGUUUAGAUAUAUGCAGUUAUAGUUUCAUUUUUAACCUUUCUUGCAAGCCUGAGUUCAUUCUGCGCUUUGGCCCACCUGACCUUUCCCCCUGCAACUGUUGGCUACUCAAGUAUGCUACUAUCUUUAAUCAUUUUUGCGUUAUCAUUUGGUGAUUGUUGUGAGUUAAUUAAAACUGUUUGGGUUGGGUAUCCUGCCUUGUGAGGUCUUUGCCCUAAAAUGCAGCCCUAGGAAUUCCAGUCGUUAUAAAUAAAUGUAUAAAGCAAUGUACAGUCUAUGCAAUGUCAUGGGCUUGUUUUCCUUGUUGGGGAAUUUGCAACUUUUGGGGUGACCCAACAGGUUCUGCCUUGGGCACUACCUUCACCCUUGCCAUUCCGACAGGUGCACUCUUGCUAGGCCCUUGUUGCAGACACAGUUUCUCCAAAACUAUGAUCACAUCUGACCCCAGCUGGGUUAGAAAGCCAUUUAAGUGCAAGAUCAAAGCCAAAGGAAUGUUUGAGCAGGGCUUUAUGACGGGCAUCUCUUUGCUGUACAGAUUUGGUACUAUGGCUGGGUUAACAAAAGAUGUUUUAUUUCUAACAACUCACCUGACCGCACCCCCCAAUCCCAAAUCUUCCCAAGUGGAGAAAUGCUUAGAUGAAGGCUAAAAUCAUGAAGCCACGUUCCUUGUCUGGCAUCCUAAAGUUUAGUUACUAAAAUAUUUUGGUCCCAGUUGAAAGCAGUACAUUGUUUCACUCUGUUUUUACACUUCCUCUGCCUAAAUACUAAGCUAAGCAUUCAGGCAAUUAGUACUAUAAUCAGGUUACCUGAGUUCUUUUAAAAACUUAAAAGCAGCCACAGAGAGUCUCCAAUUUGGACUGGGGCAUUAGCAGUGGGGGAAGAAGUCUCUGUGACACUUCCCUGGUCUAAAUACCUUCCAAAACUCUUAAUUCACAUGUAACUCAGACCUUUAUCUCCAGGAUCCAGUCUGUUUUGGACUACAUCUCCCAUCAGCCCCUGCCAGCAGUACCAGAAAUAAAGUUGUUCAUUAAAAUAUAUACACUCAUGAGCCAUUAAUGCACCAUGCUCAGGCUAGAGAUUUGGCGAGCCUCCAGAAUUCCUUGUGCAAAACAGAAAAUUAAUUUGCAGAAUUUUAAGAACAUAGGAUGCUGCCUUUUACUGAGUCAAGACCAUUGGCCUUUCUUACUCAGUAUUGCCUACACUGACUGGCAGCAGCUGUCCAAGGUCUGAGGCAGGAGUCUCUUCUAGCCCUACCUGAAGAUGCUGUGGAUUGAAGUUGGGGCCUUCUCCAGGCAGGGCAGGUGUUCUACCACUGAGCUACGGCCCGUAUGCAAUAGGAUGUAAAUUAUACAAAGUUGCUUAUUUUGCAAAACUGAAAUUCCAGCUUUUCUUCGCAUAUUAUUUCAUUUUAAAGCACAGUCAAAUAGAGAUGAGUUACAGGUAUAAAUAUUUUUACAACUUCAAAUAAAUGGUCUACCCAUGGGAAUUUUAGACCCUUGGAGCUACGGAGAGAGGGUCAUGUCAUGAAAUUCUACUCAGUAUUGAUCCAGAGCAGAUUCCAGUGUAUAGUUAGCAGAGUAACAACUUAAACAUGUUGCAGGGUUCCCAAAAAUAGACCAAAGACAAUGAAUAUUUUGUCCAGCAGAGCUUUACUGCUACUGAAUGCAAAUGAGCGUAAUGGUCACAAAUCCAAUACAUUCAGGAUUGGCACUGCCCAUUAGAAAUCCAAUUGCAGCAGACUUAACUAACUUACAAUAACUUACAAUAAGUCUAAACCUUAACACUAAGCAUACUACGUGCAGAGCACCACAUCAGAAGGAAGAGAGGUAGAAAGAGAAACCCGGGCUCCUUCUGCCCUUACUAUUAUAGUCAGCAUGACCUUGACAGAAGAGAUAAGAGAACCAGUUUAAACCAGCUGUACUCAGCUUCUCUGAAGGAAUAACCCAAACAUCAUGAACCUUCUGCUUGUUUCUUUCUCACAGAGAAGCUCCCAGAACCCUCUUGAAUUAAUUAGAAUAGGAAAGAUCUCUACACAUCAGAUCAAUACUUUCUGCACUAAGAAAUGCAAACUGACAGGUUAUAGGCUCUGACAGUGGAUCCAAACUCACUCCAUUGCUAUUUCCUAUCCCCCCUCAGAGCUAUAGUUCCCACUCUGGGAAUUGUUAAACCACUCUGGGAAUUGUAGCUCUGUUCCCUUACCAAACUACAGCUCCCGGGGGAAACCAUGACUGCUUAAAAGAGGUAUCGUGUGUGGUGUGAAUGUGGCCCAUUUCUGGGCCGCUCUCCCCACCUGCUAUGUCAUCCCCUCUGAGGUAUCUGCAGGUGCCAUCUAAAUUGGUGUUUCUUUUUGCUGUCUUACCCGUCUCCCCUUUUAAUGCCCCCCAUUAACGUUGCACAAACAAUGCAGAGGCUCUAUGCUGUUCCCCUUGUCUGCCCAUCCAGACGCUCAGGCGUCGGCCGCUGGAGACAGAGCCCACUUUUGCCAAAAUUCUUCAAAGUUUAAUCAGUAACUAAGGCGGCAAUGGAGGGAGUGCACUUAAAAGGGGGGGGGGAGCCUCCCCUUCCUCCUUUUUGCUCUCCCAUUUGCCUGCCAAAGUAAACAAAAGAAAGUACAAGGGCAUAUUUAUUUGUUUAGUUGCAUUUAUAUCCCUCCUUCCCCCAAGGAAAUCGAGGUGGAGUACAUGAUUCUCCCCCUCCCCACAACAACAACAACCCUGUGGGGUAGAUUAGGCAAAGAGGCAGUGGCUGGUGGCCCCCAAGCUCAAACAGUCAGCUUCAUGGCCCAGUGGGGAUUUGAACCCUAGUCUCCCACUGGUCUUUAAUAUCUUGGAAGAAAGCGUAGCAACUCUAGGGCUGGCUGGUAGUUGUGAGGUAGGCCUGAAUGGCCAAUGCCAGGCCGGUGGUGUGUGAGAAACCAGAUCCCUUUGGGUUGUUGCCUCAGGAAUUAAAAUUAUUCCAGGCCAGCUGUAGGAAUGAUAGUGUUGCAAAGGUAUCUUGGAAAAAUAUCCAUUUAUAAUGGGGGUCCGGGGCCUAUAGGCGGCAUUUGGCCUAGGCACAUCCACACCAGACAUUUAAAGCACUAUGGUGCCCCUCUGGCUUCCCCCAAAGAAAUGUUGGGUGCUGCAGUUUGUUGAGUGCUGUUAGGAAUCCCUUAGUCCCUUAAGAAAGCUACAUUUCCCAGAGUGGCUUAACAAGCAUAUCUGUCUUCCCAGGUAACUGGGAAUUGUAGCUCUGUGAGGGGGAAUAGGGGCUUUUUAAGAACUCUCGGCACCUUUCCCAAACAGCUGCUCCAAAGGCGCCAACUCCUAGGGGCUGAGGCAUUUUCACACCCCGCACCCCAAAAUGUAUUUUGGGAGAUGCCUGCAGGUCCACAUUUGGCCCCUGGGCCUGAGGCCCCCCCAACCCUGGUGUAGAUUUGAUGGUUGGGGUUCUGGGUUCCUCUAGAAAUUGCGUUCCCGCUUUGCCAACACUAUAUAGGCCUCAGGCAGGCCUGCAAAUAGGUGUGUACGGCCCUGUCCAGACAAGGGAGUGAGAUUGGGUUUGUGCCCAUUGGCCCUGUCUUUCCACGAUGGCUGGGUUUCCUGAACUGUGCCGCUGCCUACAUAGGUAUGAGCCUGUUGAUGUGAGUAGGGUCAGCGGGCAUGAUCCUGGCACCCCCCCACCUGCAUAUAUUGAUUCUGCCUGAAUAAGGGGCUUGUGAGAGAGUCAUCAGGCAGGGCAUCUUUACAGAGUUGGAUCUUUCCAUUUAGUAUUUCAGGACCCAAGUGAAAUAAAUGAGUAACACAUACACACUCCUUGAUGGUAAAAAAUAAAACAACAACCCUCAAAGCAGUUUACGAAAGACUAAAACGAUAAAAUUAUUGGUGCUAAAAACAGCUAAAAACAACUCUUUAAAACCUUAAGAAAGCACCAUGACAAUACAGUGAAGACGCCUGCCUGAUGUCAAAUGGCAGGGAGUUCCAAAGUGUGAGUGCCGCCACACUGAAAAGAAAGCCCAAUUUCUCACCAAUGCAGAACAGGUAUUAUGUAGCGCCUGUAACAGUGCCAGUUCCAUAGAUAGAAGUGGUUGAGUGGAUUUUGCAGGUAAACUGAUACAAGAGUAUGUACAAGGGUAAUAAAAAUAUGUGAUGGUUUUUGCAAGCUGGGCUAUGCUCUUUUUUUAACAUCAGCACCCUCUUUCUCCAGCCCCCCUUUUCAUUCCGCAAAGCCUUUCUGCCUUUUGGAUCCACGAGCUCCUUGGGGAAUGAGCAGUUCUGCCUCCGAGCUGGUCCUGAGCCCCUGUGA
Messenger RNA from Podarcis lilfordi (Lilford's wall lizard), 16897 nucleotides. Lineage: Eukaryota; Metazoa; Chordata; Lepidosauria; Squamata; Lacertidae. The record is from the annotation of a GenBank genome assembly.